Messenger RNA from Seriola aureovittata, 4340 nucleotides. Its product is annotated as beta-1,3-N-acetylglucosaminyltransferase lunatic fringe-like. Gene Ontology annotation, cellular component: Golgi membrane. Gene Ontology annotation, molecular function: O-fucosylpeptide 3-beta-N-acetylglucosaminyltransferase activity. NCBI's taxonomy places the organism in Eukaryota, Metazoa, Chordata, Actinopteri, Carangiformes, Carangidae. Bases 723 to 1796 code for a protein of 357 amino acids. The transcript has 8 exons. Gene Ontology annotation, biological process: regulation of Notch signaling pathway; pattern specification process. The record is from RefSeq and is a predicted model, not a curated record.
CUUUAUUGUCAUCGUCUACGGCAACAAAAUUUCAGGUGCAUCAUUUAGAGAUCAUUUAGAAAUACCGGUAGACUAAAAAAAAGUUCAAACAACAAUAAAGUUAAAAGUAAAGGCAGCAAAAGAAAGAAAUACUAUGAGGGAAACUAUAAGGAUGAAAAUGCUGUAGUAGGUUAUAUAGUGAGUUGUAUAAGUGUGGUGAUGGGAUCACCUGGUCUCCAUGAGUAUAAGCCUCUAUGUGUUCAUUUGUUUUAUUGCACAUAAAUGGAAGUGGGAAUUCUUGAUUUGAAUUUGUUGAUUUUCCAAUUGGAGAGAGAGAUCACCUGAUGCACUGCAUGUUAAAACAGGACCACAGCACCUAAAGUAGCAGGAUGAUCGCAACUAGUUUCUUUAAGUUGAAAGAGAAAGUGAAGGCCCCCCCACCUCCAAAAGUCAGUGUCUCAAACUGCCAUGUGGAGAUCCACAUGGCCGCCUCUUUGCUGGUUAACCCCGCCCACACCAAGCGCUUAAACCGGCUAUUGGAUCAACGCUGGCCCGUCCCGCCCACCGGUGGAGUUUAUAACCUCAGUGUAAAAUAAGGCAGCGAGUCAAAUAGUGGGAGGUCACCCACGAGAAGUGACUGUAACACAGUUAUGACUUGUGUCUGCAGAGAGGAAAUGUUGUGAACUGGAGGGAACAGUUUUCUUGUCAAUGAACGAAGCUGUAAAACCGUCCUCACAGUCACAAUGUGGAAACCCACCGGGGAAACAAAAAGCACCUUCACCUCAGCGGCGGGACCCCGCGCCGCUGCCGCCGCGGUCACCUGUCUGCUCGUGACCGGGAUGCUCGUCGUCACUGUCGGACACCCGGGCAGCGGAGACCCGGAGGAGCUUCCAGCCGCAGCGGCGAGCGGAAAAGUUUUCUCGGCGUACUUCAGGAGACUGACCCGGGAGAGGAGAGCGAUAAGCGGCCCCCUGCGGAGCAGCGCUCCGCCGGGACCUGUGGAGCAUCUCACCCCCUCUGACGUGUUCAUAGCGGUGAAGACAACGGGGAGGUAUCACCGGCAGAGACUGGAGCUGCUGCUGGACACCUGGAUCUCCAGAAACAUGCAACAGACGUACGUGUUCACUGAUGGAGAGGACAAGGACCUGAGGAAAAGGAUGGGAGCUCAUCUGAUCAACACCAACUGUUCAGCGGCCCACAAUCGUCAGGCUCUCUCCUGUAAAAUGGCUCUGGAGUACGACGCUUUUAUUAACUCUGGCAAGAAGUGGUUCUGUCACGUCGAUGACGAUAACUACGUGAACGUCGACUCCCUCCUGAAGCUCUUGUCUCAGUACAGUCACGCCCAGGACGUUUACCUCGGCCGGCCCAGCCUCGAACGCCCGAUAGAGGCUACGGAGAAGCUUGGCACCGCUGAAAUGAAGCAGGUGCGUUUCUGGUUCGCCACAGGAGGAGCAGGCUUCUGUCUGAGCCGCGGUCUCGCUCUCAAGAUGAAACCCUGGGCGAGCGAUGGCACGUUCAUGGCGACAGCUGAGCACAUUCGCCUCCCCGACGACUGCACCGUCGGUUACAUCGUGGAGGCGCUGCUCGGUGUGAGCCUCAUCCGCUCGGCUUUGUUCCACUCCCACCUGGAGAACCUGGGGCUGGUGUCUGACAUACACAACCAGGUGACUCUCAGCUACGGGACUGUGGAAAGCAGCAGAAACACUGUCAACGUGAAUGGACCAUUCUCAGUGAAUGAAGAUCCUACAAGGUUCAGGUCUGUCCAUUGUCUGUUGUACCCAGACACUCCUUGGUGCCCCAGCCCCCGGCGACUUUAACAGCCUUCUCGAGACAAAGAGGGAGGGAUGGACUGACGAGGAGAAGGAGUAAAUGUCUGAAAGAAAAAAAAUAUAAAGUGAACAAGCUGCCCUCCUCUUGACUCCUGGAGAAUCUCCAAAACACUCCCACAGCUGUCUGAGGGGCAGACUGACUUUUUAGGAACGAGUACCACUAGCAUUAGUUUGACACCUGAACUCUGACCCUGUGAACCGUUAAAUGGUGUCAAAAGGCCAAAAACUGCUACAAGAGAAGACGACGAAAAGUCCAAAUCCGUGAAUGGAUGAGAAAUGGAGAAACAUCUUUGUUAUUCUUAGAUCCUGAAGAAAGAACAUGUAAAGUUUGGCCUGAUGGAGGUGUGAGAGGAAAAGCCAUGUGUAAGAAUGGACAUCUCAGCUGCGAACGUAGAGCUUCGCCUGUCACACCUGUCUCAUCUUUCUUCUGUCUAAUCCUGACAUUCAGCUUCAGUUGUCCUCUCAGUUUCAGCUCCUGUUUGUUAGCUUCAGAUGUGCUCUGGCUCAAUUGUGCAUCCAGCUUAAUGCUAAUGUUAGCAUAUGAUAUUAAGGCAUAGAGGGUAACUCUGGUCUAUUGCGGCUUGUUUUUUGUUUUUUUUUAUUUUUGGCCACCACAGCUACAACGAAGUCAGACGGGACAAGAAACAUGAGCACAAACACUUUUUUUAACAGGGAUUUAACAAGUAAGAUAACAUGUUGAGCUAGUGAGGUUUAGCUACCAGGCAGUUUUGUUACUUGUGGACUGAGCCAGGUUAGCAGUUUCCCCCUGUUCCCAGUCUUUGUCAGCUAAUCAGCUGCUGGCUCCAGCUUCAUGUUUACAGUACAGGCAUGAGAUGUUUAUCAGUCUUCUCAUCUAAGCCUUGGCAAGAAUUUGAAAAGGCCUACUUCUCAAAAUGUUGAGUUAAAAAGAAAAAAAAAAAAAUCUGAUUAUCUAAAUCUGAUUUGGAGGUAGAACUGAAAGUGAACACGUGAAAUGUCAUGAUAAUCUUGACCAGGAAAGAUGUGUGCAAGCGACUUUCUUAAGCAGAGAAGUUGGACCAAGAACUUGAAGUUCUUCUUUGUUUUCUCCUUCAAGUAAGUUUGUUUAACCUUGCUGUUUGUAUAAAACCUGUAUGAUCAUCUCACCGCUCAUGUUUCUAGCCCCAAGAGAAUAGUUACUAAUAGAAAUGCUGCACAGAACAGCUGAAAUGAGACUGUUGUGAUGAACUGAAAUGAUUCUUUACCUAAAGUGUUGAAUAAGUGGUACAUUCGAUCACGUUGCUGUACUAGAGGAAAAGUCAGGGGAUAUAACCACAGUGACCAAAUCAUCCUCUUGAGACCAGAAACAUUUGUACCAACUUCAGUGGUAAUCCAUCCAGUAAGUGUUGGACCUGCAAACAGACGGACAGCGAUAAGAAGACUGGUUCGAACGUCGGCAAUCCCACUGAAAGACCUGUUGUUCCUCACAUCCUCAAACACCCUGCACCUCCUCAUGCUCCAGUGUUGACCGGUUUGGAUUCAGUGCAUGUGACUGUUGCGGUUGGUGGAUGAAGCGAAGCAAUCAGAGACAGAAACACAGCGCAGGAUCAAUCAUUCAUCAUUAUGAAGCCAAAAAGAAAAAAAAAACACAUUUUGAUGAUCUCAUAGAAUCCAGACUCCUUAUCUGAAGUGUAAUUUGAUCAGAGUUCAGUAUUACCCUGUCUCUGAAGUAUGUUAUCAUGACUGUAUGACUGAGCACUUUGCUGUUUCAUUUCUGCUGUUUGCGAGUCAUCGUUUGAUAAAAGAAAAUCAAAGGAAUAGUUUUGACAUUUUGACAAAUUUGCUUUCUUGCAGAGUUAGAGAAAAAGAUCGAUACCUCUCACAUCUGUGCGUUAAAUAUGAAGCUAGCCCGCUCUGUCCAAAACGACUCCCUGUAAAACUAUAAAUACAUGUUUUUUUACACUUUUUUUUUAACAGAUUAAACAAAAAAGAUGUUGUUAUUGUUAUGUUAUGUUAAUUAGUGAGAUUAUUUUUUAGAGCAAGGCUAGCAAUUUCCUCCCGUUUCCAAUCUUUAGCUAAGCUAAGCGGCUGCUGGUGGUAGCUUCAUAUUUACUGUACAGACAUGAGGGUGGUAUCAAUAUUCUCAUAUAACUCUCCGCAGGAAAGCCAAUAAAACGUCAAACUAUUCCUUUAACAACUCUGUAUGAACUAGUGAGGCCUCUCUUACAAAACAUUCUUCAAAACACAGUAUAUGUCACCCGUCUUUAUCCGUUUAAAUGGGUGGAUUAUGGUUGUAGAUGAUGCGACUGCUUUUGAAACGUUAUAGCAGUGUAACAAAGAUAUUAUCCCCUUUGAGGUUUUAUUGAGAAAUGACUCAUGUUGGGUCGUCUUCUAUCUUUCUGUGCAUUGAAAGCAGUUCUUGUAACUGAAUGAAAGUUAUUAAGUUAAAAUUCUGUCCCUUGUUAAGUGAAUGUAUAUGAUGAACCGUUGCUUCCGAAGCGUACGUGCUCUCUCCAGUAUCUGGACUGUCUGUAGACGUUAUGGCUGAAGUUAAUAAAAACUGUUUUUGGUCAA